GUUGUCGGGAUGGCGAAUUUCAAGGGUCACGCGCUUCCAGGCAGUUUCUUCUUGCUCUUUGGGCUCUGGUGGUCUGUGAAAUACCCGCUGCAGUAUCUCAACCAGAAAGUAAAUAAGAAAUCCUACAGGAUUUAUUGUUUCCAACGUGUGGAUGCCAUCGAAGGGGGAAUCAAAAUCAUCUUUGCUCUAAUAGGAAGGCUGGCAGAGCAGUUCGUCCCAGAUGGUCCACACUUGUACCUUUACAGCGGGGAGAACCGGGACUGGGUGAAGCUGAUGAACUGGCAGCACACCACCAUGUACCUCUUCUACGGCCUCUCCGGGGUGGUGGACGUCUUGACCUACAUCUCCCAGGUUGUGCCGCUGGGUCUGGAUCGCCUCAUGCUCUCCGUGGCUGUGUUUGUUGAAGGUUGUCUCUUCUACUACCACGUCCUUCACCGUCCCAUGCUGGAUCAGCAUAUCCACACCCUGCUGCUCAUCGUCAUCUUUUCUGGGGCCUGCAGCGUCAUGUUGGAGGUCUUCCUCCGUGACAACAUUGUCCUGGAGAUGUUCAGAGCCGGCGUCACCAUCGUCCAGGGAACGUGGUUCUGGCAGAUCGGGGUCGUGCUUUUCCAGCCGUGGGGAGGUCCGACGUGGGAUGAGAAGGACCACGACAACAUCAUGUUCCUCACCAUGUGCUUCUUCUGGCACUGGGCAGCUGCUGCGGCCGUCCUGGCUAUAAACUACACUCUCGCUUACUGCUGCGUCCAGAGGUACAGGAAAGGCAGCGGAAAGCCCUACAUCGGUCUCGGAGUCCGGCAGCAAAAGUGUGACACGAGCUCCCAAGCCACCUUCUUAAAUGGAUCUGAUGAAGAGUGA
Messenger RNA from Cariama cristata (Red-legged seriema), 855 nucleotides. Its product is annotated as transmembrane protein 45B-like. Lineage: Eukaryota; Metazoa; Chordata; Aves; Cariamiformes; Cariamidae. The transcript is spliced from 5 exons. The coding region runs from base 10 to 855 and encodes 281 amino acids. The record is from RefSeq and is a predicted model, not a curated record.